AAACAGUCCAAUGACGGGAGGCAGUUGGAUGCUUGUACUCAAACUGUCCAAUCAGAACAAUUUGUUUCAGGAAUUUAAAGGUCUGUGCGUCAUUUUCCGCACAGUUUGAACCAUCCCGCAAGAAGUAGGCUCUCUCAAAACCCAACUUUUUCCUCACUGCCGCCCAGCUUUGUGUAAAAUUGUGGAAAAUGUCUGAGAACUUCGACCGUCUGAGUAAGUUCAAGAAUAAAGGCAAGGAUGUCAAUGAGCUUCGACGCAGAAGAGUGGAAGUGAACGUCGAGCUCCGCAAAGCUAAGAAAGAUGAUCAGAUGUUCAAAAGAAGGAACGUGGCUGCAUUUCCCGAGGAGCCCACAUCGCCUCUUCAAGUGAAAAAUCAAAACGGCCAGACUUCCAGCCAGUGGUCAGUUGCAGAGAUUCUCACUGGAGUAAAUAAUGCUAACAUCGAGUCGCAGCUGCAGGCAACACAAGCAGCAAGGAAACUGCUGUCCCGAGAGAGGCAUCCCCCCAUUGACCAGAUCAUCAGUGCUGGUCUGAUCCCCAAAUUUGUGGCCUUCUUGGGACUGUCUGACUGCCCUCCCAUCCAAUUUGAAGCAUCUUGGGCAUUAACCAACAUCGCCUCUGGGACGUCUGACCAAACGGCCGCUGUGGUCCAGGGCGGGGCCAUUCCUGCUUUCAUUCGGUUGGUCACAUCCCCCCACCAGCACAUCAGCGAGCAAGCCGUCUGGGCUCUUGGAAACAUUGCUGGCGAUGGCUCGGCUCUGAGGGACAAGGUGAUCAAGCAUGGAGCUGUGGCCGCCCUGCUCAAUCUGCUUGCAGUGCCUGACCUCUCUGCACUCAGUCCUGGUUACCUGAGAAAUGUGACCUGGACAGUCUCCAACAUCUGUCGCAACAAGGACCCUUCACCUCCUUUAACUGCCAUCGAGCAGCUCUUACCUGCUCUCGUACGUCUCCUCCACCACGACGACAAAGAGGUGUUGGCAGACGCCUGUUGGGGGAUUUCGUACCUGACUGACGGUUCGAACGAUCGCAUCGAAGUGGUGGUGCAGUCAGGCCUGGUGCAUCGCUUGGUUGAACUGCUCGGCAGCGGAGAACUGUCUGUGGUGACCCCCUCUCUGCGUGCCAUCGGUAACAUCGUGACUGGCACAGACGAGCAGACUCAGAUUGUGCUCGACUCCGGGGCGCUGGGCAUGUUCGCCCCAUUACUGUGCCACAACAAGGCCAACAUUCAGAAGGAGGCCGCCUGGACUUUGUCCAACAUCACGGCGGGAAAGGACACCCAGAUCCAGGAAGUCAUCAACGCUGGCCUUGUUCCACAUUUGGUCAAUGUGCUUGUGAGGGGUGACUACAAAACCCAGAAGGAGGCAGUGUGGGCUGUGACAAACUUCACCAGCGGGGGCACUGUGGAGCAAGUUGUGUUCCUGGUGCAGUGCAAUGUGCUGGAGCCGCUUAUGAAUAUUCUGUCCUCAAAGGACAGCAAAACUGUACUUGUCAUCUUGGAUGCCAUCACCAACAUAUUUUUGGCUGGUGACAAAAUUGGAGAGUCACAGAAGUUGGCCCUCAUGAUUGAAGAAUGUGGUGGGCUGGACCGGAUUGAAGCUCUACAGUGUCAUGAGAACGAGAUGGUCUACACGGCGGCUCUCAAGCUGAUUGAGAAAUACUUCUCUGACGAGGAAGAGGAGUUGCAGUGUGUUGCCCCAGAAGCAACGGCCGACGGUUAUGAAUUCCAAGUCGGUGAUAACCAGAGCACUUUCAACUUCUAACACUUAGCUACUCCAUGCUCACCGCUACAGUUUGUCCUUGUUCAUGUCAAUGUACUGUUGUAUGUUUGUACAUACUUUUAAACACUUGAUGAACCACUCGUGUAAAUAAAGAUGAGACUUUGUAUG
Molecule: messenger RNA, 1886 nt
Organism: Syngnathus acus (greater pipefish)
Lineage: Eukaryota; Metazoa; Chordata; Actinopteri; Syngnathiformes; Syngnathidae
Gene: kpna2
Product: karyopherin alpha 2 (RAG cohort 1, importin alpha 1)
Exons: 11
Coding region: 189-1760 (523 amino acids)
Biological process (GO): NLS-bearing protein import into nucleus
Cellular component (GO): nucleus; cytoplasm
Molecular function (GO): protein binding; nuclear import signal receptor activity
Source: RefSeq, a predicted model, not a curated record